AUCCAGCCGGAGCCCUGGGUGCCCAAGCUCAGGACCUAGCAGCACUCUUGGGUCAGAGCCGCCCAAGGGACAGCCCCAAGGGCCGCAGCCAUGAACGGGACGGAAGGCCCGAACUUCUACGUGCCCUUCUCCAACAAGACGGGCGUGGUGCGCAGCCCCUUCGAGUACCCGCAGUACUACCUGGCUGAGCCUUGGCAGUUCUCCAUGCUGGCUGCCUACAUGUUUCUGCUGAUCGUGCUGGGCUUCCCCAUCAACUUCCUCACGCUCUACGUCACGGUGCAGCACAAGAAGCUGCGCACACCCCUCAACUACAUCCUGCUGAACCUGGCCGUGGCCGACCUGUUCAUGGUCUUCGGUGGCUUCACCACUACUCUCUACACCUCUCUUCAUGGAUACUUUGUCUUCGGGCCCACAGGAUGCAAUCUGGAGGGCUUCUUUGCCACCGUGGGAGGUGAAAUCGCCCUGUGGUCCUUGGUGGUCCUGGCCAUCGAGCGGUAUGUGGUGGUGUGUAAGCCCAUGAGCAACUUCCGCUUUGGGGAGAACCACGCCAUCAUGGGUGUCGCCCUCACCUGGGUCAUGGCACUGGCCUGUGCCGCGCCCCCCCUCGUCGGCUGGUCCAGGUACAUCCCGGAGGGCAUGCAGUGCUCGUGCGGGAUUGACUACUACACACUCAAGCCGGAGGUCAACAAUGAGUCCUUUGUCGUCUACAUGUUCGUGGUGCACUUCUCCAUCCCCAUGGUCAUCAUCUUCUUCUGCUAUGGGCAGCUCGUCUUCACAGUCAAGGAGGCGGCAGCACAGCAGCAGGAGUCGGCCACCACCCAGAAGGCCGAGAAGGAGGUCACCCGCAUGGUCAUCAUCAUGGUGAUUGCGUUCCUGAUCUGCUGGCUGCCCUAUGCCGGCGUGGCAUUCUACAUCUUCACCCACCAGGGCUCCAACUUUGGCCCCGUCUUCAUGACCAUCCCAGCAUUCUUUGCUAAGACCUCCUCGGUCUACAACCCCGUCAUCUACAUCAUGAUGAACAAGCAGUUCCGGAACUGCAUGCUCACCACCCUCUGCUGUGGCAAGAACCCACUGGGUGACGAGGAUGCCUCCACCACUGCCUCCAAGACGGAGACCAGCCAGGUGGCGCCAGCCUAAGCCCCGCAGAGGACUCUGUGGCCCACCGCAGGAGUCUCCCACCCCUACCCCGCCACAGCCGCAGCCGCCCCACCAGGCGCCGGGCCUGUCAGAAGCAGGUCACUCAGAUCACCUGAGUUUUUUUUUUUAAAGAGUUACUGAGAGAAAAAAGGCUCCCCAUGCAGCGGGGUUGACCCAAUCUGGAGCCCUGAGUUCCUGGGGGCCAGUGGGAUCUGCACCCCUCCUCCCCCCAACUCAUCUCUCAGGAACACAAGAACUCUUGUUCUCUGAAAAGUGUUCCAGCUUAGGGAUAAGUGUCUAGCACAAAGUAGGGCACACAGUAGGUGCUUAAUAAAUGCUAGAUGGUUGAAGGAAAGAAUGAGUGGAGGAGUGAGUGGAGAGAUGAAUGGUCAGGGGGAGCAUAUCAUCCUCCCCAAACCACCUUAGCAGCAGCAGGUCAUCCUUGGACAUGACCCUGAGCAGUUGUUCCCCUUCUGGGCCUCACUUUCUUCCCUGUAAGGUGGAAACCCCAAAAUCCCCUGCCCUGCCAACACAUGGCUGCGGGCGGAUUGAAUGAGAUUGUGUGUGUGCGUGAGGGGGGUGUAUUUAAGCACUUUGUAAAUGGUAAGGAGCUGUACAGACUGUAGUUAACAUUAUGAAUAAUAUAAAUUAAUACAAUUAAUUAAUUACUAUGCUCAUCUCCUCUUGAUAGUCAUCAGUUUUGUAAUUGGGCCAGACCCCAAGCAUCCAGCCUCAACAGGUUUUUAAAAAUUAACUAGGUGUCAAGGUCAGACCAGGCCUGGGGGUUGGGCACUGGGAGAAAAUCAAGAGAGUGCCGAAUGCAGUUGUCAG
This is a messenger RNA of Manis pentadactyla (Chinese pangolin), 1968 nucleotides long. RefSeq names its product rhodopsin (gene RHO). Lineage: Eukaryota; Metazoa; Chordata; Mammalia; Pholidota; Manidae. Gene Ontology annotation, molecular function: G protein-coupled receptor activity. The coding region runs from base 91 to 1137 and encodes 348 amino acids. The transcript has 5 exons. Gene Ontology annotation, biological process: visual perception; phototransduction; G protein-coupled receptor signaling pathway. Gene Ontology annotation, cellular component: membrane; photoreceptor outer segment. The record is from RefSeq and is a predicted model, not a curated record.